AUGUUCGCAACCAAACGUCUGGGGAAAGAGUUGUCAAAGAUCCACGGUAGUCUGCCACCAGGAAUCACACUCGUUACCGCAGAAGGCUUCCAAGAAUGGCUCCUCGACAUCAGAGUACUCGACGAAAACCCAAUAUACCUGAACCAGACCUACCGUUUAAAAUUCAAGUUCAGCCAGUCAUACCCUAUAGAACCCCCCGAAGUAACCUUCGUCAACACCACCGACCGCCCCAUCCCCAUUCACCCCCAUAUCUACUCAAACGGAAUCAUCUGCCUCGAUCUCCUCGGCACCCAAGGCUGGAGCCCCGUUCAAAACGUCGAGAGCAUAUGCAUGUCCCUGCAAAGCAUGUUAACCGGCAACACCAAGAACGAACGUCCGGAAGGAGAUGCGCAUUUCGUGGCCAGUAAUAGACGACGUCCCAGAGAUAUCGAUUUCUAUUAUCACGAUAACACAGUUUGA
Molecule: messenger RNA, 459 nt
Organism: Lachnellula hyalina
Lineage: Eukaryota; Fungi; Ascomycota; Leotiomycetes; Helotiales; Lachnaceae
Gene: ube2w
Product: putative ubiquitin-conjugating enzyme E2 W
Exons: 3
Coding region: 1-459 (152 amino acids)
Biological process (GO): proteasome-mediated ubiquitin-dependent protein catabolic process; protein polyubiquitination
Cellular component (GO): nucleus
Molecular function (GO): ubiquitin conjugating enzyme activity
Source: RefSeq, a predicted model, not a curated record